Messenger RNA from Zingiber officinale, 1467 nucleotides. RefSeq names its product SAC3 family protein C-like. Gene Ontology annotation, cellular component: nucleus; cytoplasm; transcription export complex 2. Gene Ontology annotation, biological process: mRNA export from nucleus. The record is from RefSeq and is a predicted model, not a curated record. Bases 80 to 1276 code for a protein of 398 amino acids. The transcript has 8 exons. NCBI's taxonomy places the organism in Eukaryota, Viridiplantae, Streptophyta, Magnoliopsida, Zingiberales, Zingiberaceae.
AUAAAAAAUUCCCCUUCUUUGCGAUCGUCUUCGUAUCUGCGAAACGCCCUCCGCUGCCGGAUUUCGAUUCGGAGCUGCUAUGGACAGGGAAACCAACAGACCUAAGAAAUUAGGGUUUCGACCAAGCAAAGCUCCAAACCCCUCUCCUUCGUCGUCCAGUCCCGUCAGGUUGCGUCCUCGCGAGGAGACCAAACGCGAUUCUACCAGUUCGAUCCACGAAAGGCGGAAUCCCGUACUCGACGAGGAUGAGGAGACCGGCUCGCCGAUUUUUUCCUACUUGGUCGGCACCUGCCCCGACAUGUGCCCUGCGAAGGAGAGACAGCAACGCGAGCGGCUCAGAGAUCUAUCAGUGUUCGAGAGGUUACACGGGGAUCCUUCAAGAACUUCUUCGAAACUCGCCGUGAAGAAGUUUUGUAGAACUAUGUCCAAUGCAGAACUGCAGGAAGUAGAAAUAAGGCCUCUCCCAGUGUUAAGAAGCACAUUGAAGUAUCUUAUGAACUUGGUCGACACAUCAGAUCAACCAUUUGAAGUUGUUCAUGAUUUUGUUUUUGAUAGAACAAGGUCUAUUCGACAAGAUCUCACUAGACAAAAUAUCCUUGAUGAUGAAGCAAUUUGUAUGUAUGAGGAAAUGGUCAAGUUUCACAUUGAAUCACACAAAAAACUUGCAAUGUGUUACACGAAGACUGAUUUGGCUUCACUGUGCUACCUCAACACUGAGCAGCUGAUGAAAUGCCUUGCGACCCUUUUCAAGUUGUUUGAUAUUCAUAGAAGAUCUAGUUCAUUGUACAAGAAUGAAGCCGAGUUUUAUUCAUUUUAUGUGCUUCUCCAUCUAGGGGGCAAGAUCCCCCAAAUGCAGGGUAGUUCACUCUCUUUAUGGUAUCGAAAACUAACUCUUUCAAUUCUUCAAUCAAAUGAAAUGCGCUUUUCCAUGACAUUGAUCAGGUACUCUCAAUUGGGCAAUUUCAAACGUUUCUUUACUAGACUAGAAGCUGAAGCAUCAGAUCUCCAAUUGUGUCUUGUGGAGCCUUUUCUCAGUGAGAUCCGCGCACGAGCAAUAUCGUAUGUCAACCACAGCGGAUACAAGCUGCAGCCUUACCCAUUGAAGCAUUUGUCUGAUGUUCUUAGAAUCAAGGAGUCAGAGCUGGAAGAGCUUUGCCAUGUCUGUGGCCUUGAAACCACUAUGGAUGAAGCAGGGAUGAAAACAUUGCCCGUCAAACAAACAAGUUUCAGCUUACCCAAACUCGGGCUGCCGGUCCAUUCGCUAUCAACUUUUUAGGACAUGGAAGAGGUAUGCCAACACUGUUUGCAACUCUUCCCCAGUUUCUUAUUUCACUGAUUUAGAUGAUGAGACUCUUUUCAGACGUGUGUUGAAGAUUUGAGUGUCCAAUCUGUAUUGAACUCAUUUCUCAUCCUUGAUUCGUCUUAAUAAACCUGGUGAUAAGGGUCUAAACCCGGUUCAGAGGGUCA